AAUAAUGCUGGAAUCAUAAUUAGGUCUCUUUAGAAAGAAAGCCGGCAACCACAGCUGUCCACUAUAAGGGCCCCGCAUUUAAAAAAUGCCAUUCCACCACAAGUUCCUCAUGCUCCUUUUAUUGUUAUACUCCUAAUCUUUAUCAACAAUAUAUAAAGAUCAUCAUCUUCCCCAUUCAAUCCCAACACAACAAAUACUUUUCUUUCCUUCAAUUGGUCAACGAGCUUCCAUAUAAUAUCUCUCUCCGAUCGGAGCAAAGAUGGUUUCGCCGGAAAAAGUUGAUUCCGGCAAGUUUCACGGCGGCAGGUCCAACUUCUCGCAAACGUGCACCCUUCUCAGCCAGUACUUGAAGGAGAGGGGCAACUUCGGUGGCCUCACCCUUAACCUGAACCCUAAUUUUCCUGAAACCCCCAAAGGGACUGUGAAUCUAUUGCCAAAGAUUGAGCAACCGGAUCAGAAUCCGAGUGAGCCGAAACCAGAAAAGGAAAUUGGGCAGAUGACGAUAUUUUACGCGGGCCAGGUGAUAGUGCUCGACGACAUUCCGGCGGACAAGGCCAAGGAGAUCAUCAAUUUAGCCACCAGCUAUCCCUCCGCAGCUGCCGUGAAACCCCACGCUCCUCAGCUGCCGCCUCUUGGAUCUGAUUUACCAAUUGCGAGGAAGAAUUCACUAGCCCGGUUUUUGGAGAAGAGGAAAGAUAGGAUCACCGGAACUGCGCCGUACCAAGCUAGCAAACCGGCGGUGAAGGCGGAGCCAUGGCUGGAAAUGGGCUCUCAAUACCCGCUCCAAAUUCAGCGCCAUUAGUGUUUCAGAUCCAUCAGAAUUUCUUUUUUCUAAUUAAAUUGUUGUAUUGUAUUUUAUUAUUCCAGAUCUGACAGAUCCCUUACUCAAAAGAAAAGGGGAAACAAUGAUCAGAAGUUUCCCAAAAUUCCCGAUCAAAAAAAAAGAAGUUUCCCAAAAUCUGAUCUUUAUGUAUGUGUGUGUGUGUGUGUGUGUGUGUGGUGAUAGUGUAUUUUCAUUCAUGUGUUUGUCUUUGAUGAUACGAAUUUGUAUUUUUCUA
Salvia miltiorrhiza (redroot sage) is the source of this 1058-nucleotide messenger RNA. RefSeq names its product protein TIFY 10A-like. Gene Ontology annotation, biological process: response to wounding; regulation of defense response; regulation of jasmonic acid mediated signaling pathway. The record is from RefSeq and is a predicted model, not a curated record. Gene Ontology annotation, cellular component: nucleus. The transcript is spliced from 3 exons. NCBI's taxonomy places the organism in Eukaryota, Viridiplantae, Streptophyta, Magnoliopsida, Lamiales, Lamiaceae. The coding region runs from base 260 to 802 and encodes 180 amino acids.